AUGGCUGGUCGAGAAUCCGCCUCACUCUCCUUAGCUGAGUCCUUGAGAGAGGACUCUCUUAACUCAAACAAAGAAAUUGAAAAAAUCCCUUCAAGUCAGCCUCGUGAACUCAAGGAACAUGAAUGCUAUGAUAAGCUGGGCUAUUGCUGGCCACGAUGGAAGAAAUGGACAUAUCUGAUGGCUGUGGCAUGUGUCCAAGUGUCUAUGAACUUCAAUACAUCAGUUUAUCCCAAUGCAGUAACUCCCCUUUCUAAGGCCUUCAAUAUCGGUGCACAGGAAGCUCGCACUGGCCAGAUGAUCUAUCUGAUCACUUACUCCAUUGGAUGUGAGCUGUGGGCUCCAUGGAGUGAGGAGUUUGGUCGCUGGCCUAUUCUUCAGCUGUCUAUGUUUCUCAUCAACAUCUGGCAAAUUCCUUGCGCCUUGGCCCCUAACUGGGGUACUAUUGUUGUCGCUCGUGGACUGGGCGGAAUCUCUACUGCCGGUGGUAGUGUGACACUUGGUCUGAUUGCCGAUAUCUACGAGUCAGACACCCAGCAAUUCCCACUUGCUUUUAUUGUGCUCUCUUCUUGCAUAGGAACUAGCAUUGGUGGAGUCAUUGGCGGUCCGAUUGAGCGAUUCCUUGGAUGGCAAUGGUUCUUUUGGAUUCAACUUAUUUUCGGCGGCGUUGUCCAGGCAAUCAUCUUCUUCAUGCCCGAGAGCCGAUCUACAAUCCUCAUCGACCGGGAAGCAAAGCGUCGUAGAGAAUCAGGAGAAGAUCCUAACAUCUACGGUCCAAACGAGUUGAAACAUCCCCGUGUUUCCCUCAAAGAGGCAGGCAAGAUCUGGAUCCGACCAUUCCACAUGCUGCUCCGUGAACCGAUCGUCUUCUGUCUAUCCCUUCUAUCCGGAUUCUCUGACGCGCUCAUUUUCACUUUCCUCGAGAGCUUUACGCUCGUAUACGGCGAUGGCUGGGACUUUGGGAUUUUAGCACAAGCAUGGGCCGUUAUUCCAAUCAACCUCGCCUACAUCCUGGCAUAUUUCUCCUAUUUCCCCUGGUUUUGGCGAGACGAGCACAUUCGCAAGACGCAGGGUACAGAUGCCUUAUCUCCAGAACGUCGUCUAAAGUGGCUUCUCUUCCUCGCACCAUUCGAACCCAUCGGGCUGUUUGGCUUCGCUUGGACCUCGUUCGGUAAAGAGCGUGGUAUCCCCUGGAUCGCAUCUAUGAUUUUUUCGACUAUGGUUGGAAUAGCCAACUUUGCCAUCUACCUUUCUUCAGUUGACUAUAUGAUCGCCGCAUAUGGUGUCUACUCAGCAUCAGCAUGUGGUGGCAAUGCCUUCGCUCGAGAUCUUCUGGCUGGUAUCUCGGCCAUGUAUGCCACGCCGAUGUACACCAACAUUGGCGACAGGUGGCAUGUUGAAUACGCCAGUACGAUUCUGGCAUGUCUGUCUUGUCUUAUUGUCCUACCAAUCUACGUCUUCUAUUGGUUUGGCCCGCAGGUGCGCGAAAAUAGCAAGUUCGCGCAGUCACUUGCUGCUGACCGAAAGGAGAACCAGGGCCGACGGUUGAGCAAGCCUUCUGUUGAGCCUUAA
This is a messenger RNA of Penicillium taxi, 1569 nucleotides long. Its product is annotated as sugar transporter. Gene Ontology annotation, molecular function: transmembrane transporter activity. The record is from RefSeq and is a predicted model, not a curated record. Lineage: Eukaryota; Fungi; Ascomycota; Eurotiomycetes; Eurotiales; Aspergillaceae. The transcript has 3 exons. The coding region runs from base 1 to 1569 and encodes 522 amino acids. Gene Ontology annotation, biological process: transmembrane transport.